AUGCUCACAGGACCUCCCAGCAGAAUCGGGACUCGGCAGCACCUCAAGCAGAGGUUAACCAUGGCAACGCCUGCUCGACCUCUCGAGAAUGAUCCUCAGGUGGAUUUCUACGUCCUUCUAGGGGUGUCGAAAACUGCAACGGAGAAGGAGAUCAACACUGCCUACAAGAAGCUGGCGAUGAAGUACCACCCCGACCGCACCCGCGGGGACCUGGAGGCCGCCGAAAAGUUCAAGGAGAUCGCUACCGCCUAUGCGGUGUUAUCCGAUCCGAAUCGCCGUCGCCAGUACGACUUGUCGGGGGGCGACGAGGAGGCCAAGGGGGCGGACUACACCCCCAUGGACAUGGAGGGCAUCGGGAGCAUGGGGAGAGUCGUGGGUGCCCUGAUCGGCAAGCUCGGAGUACCCAUCCAGACGUCCAUCGCACAGUCUAGCCUGUCGGAGGCCUACGAGCUGUGCCAAAACUCGGGCCUCAACGAGCGGAACCCGCGGCUGCUGCCCAUGGAGUGUGGCGUGGAAUACAAGGGUACUGUGGAGAAGCAGCAGAGCGUGUUUUUCAUGAUCCACGUCACGAAAGACAUGGCUAGGGACGGCCUUGUGCUGCGAUGCACGUCCACGAACAAGAGCCGUUUCAAGCUUGUGCUUUUCGACAACGCCGGCAAAGCAAGGUAUCAGGAGGAGAGCAGCUCCACCUCCAACCGCGAGGGCUUCACCAUGUGCUCGCUCUUCUUCGCGCCGUAUGAGGUGAGCAACGUUGCGGACACGAUCAACAUCGCGGGGCUUAAGGGGGAGGAGGUACCCCCUAUCUUCCACCGAUUGGAUCUUUUCCAGCUUACCAGCCGACAACUGGAGGAGGGCGACCACCUCGUGGGCGUCUACGGGGACAACUGGCUGAGGGCGGCGUCGUUCAGCCUGAUGGCGAUACCCCUCAGCCCCAGGGCAAAGGAAGAGGAGGCCUCGGUGGUCAGCGUCGACGCGCAGCUCGUGUCGCAGAGAGAACAGCUGAAGGCCUUCAAGCCGGAGUACCUAGAGGCGAAGGCGAAGUGGGAGGCGACCCUCGGCAAGCUGGAGGAGCUGACGGCCCACACGACGGAGCUUGUGAGGGCGAGGGAGGUGGUCUACGACCAGCUCGUGGGGGCGUCUCUCUCAGCGUACGCAGCCUCGGACCAGGCGGCGGCAUCAGCCGCAAGGCGAGGGGUUCCGGCGAAUGGGUCGGUUGGGUCCGCGGUAAACGUAAACCACGCCUUGAAGAAGAGGAGAGGGGCGGCGGCGUCUUCGUCACAAGGCGGCGGGGGAGGGGGAGGAAGCGUCGGAGGGUUGUUUGGGCGGCUCUUUUGAGGUCUUGUCCGGGCGGUGUGAAUAAUUUUUUCUCCCACAACAACAAAAAAUCCAGACGAAAAACACGAGAAAACAGUACCAUUAAACAGAUAAAUAGAGUAGUGGGAAGGUGGGCUCGGUAGGGGGCUGGCGUUGUUUGUUGCUGCUGGCGCGGGUUGUGGUUUCGACAGCCGAUUUUUUCUUUUGCACACACCGAAAGAGCACCCGUGUCAGCGCGAGAUGAUUGGAGAGUUUUGGGGCCGGCUUUUUUGUUUUUGUGCUAAACCUGGUUGUAAUUGUGUUCGACGCCAUGUUUUACGGCAUGGCGUGCUUUUCUUUUUCUCACAUCGGUCUUUUAGCGCAGCUUCUGUUUCUUUGGAAUGCGGUGCGUGUUUCGGUGUGUGUUGCGGCGAUCUGAGGUUUCUAUGCAUGCCAAAGCCGUGCAGUAGUUUGCUACGGUGGAAGGUUGCUAUUUGUGUGAAGUUGCUGAUCUCGAUUUGGCCGUGGUAAUUUUGGCCAGUCUUCCGCAUUUGUGUUGAGGGACAAACCUUUAUUUGCGAGGGCAGUCUAUCGCUGAGUUCUUGGUGAUACGGUCUCUUCUUGGUUUGGAUGCAUGUUGCGAGUAGGUUGAGCUGAUGCGAAUUUUGAAGGCAGAAAUCGAGCCGUACUCCUAUUCGCAUGCUUCGUCGUUUUGGUCCCUUUCCCCUGUGAAGGAGAGCAGCAGCCAAGGCGUGAAGGUUUCAUGUGUGAUACAUGGUGAAUAAUCCGGACACGCCGUCUCUUGUCAGUUUAGGUAGAAUUCGAAGCGAUGUUAUUUCGGCUGUCUCUCGAUAUAACCCAAUAUUGCUCUUUCUCUCUCUCACCGAACAUGGGUCGUCCGUGCGUUGAUCGUGCGCGGUUCUCUAGUCACGAAUGAGUUUUCACGCGGCGAAAGCAGGUUAGGCUACUACUGCUGUAGCGCCGAAUAACUCAUCUCCCGUUGUUGAAAACAGUAAAGGGUGGGUCUCUGUUCAAGCUUGCUGUUGAUGGAGAAUGACGGCGUGCUCGUUGGGGGCACGUCGUCACACGGGCGUUGCCACCCCUGUCCUUCCGGCUGGUAGCCGUCGUGUGUCGCCGAGAUCCCUCUCGCUCGUCGUGUUUGUACUUAAGUACUUCGCAUCUUUCCCAACAGUGAGGGUUAUGCCGUUGUUGCUCCUACCAACGAACGGUGAAGCGCGGGCUUCUUGUACACCACCCAUUGCGAGCAGUUCAUGUGUGUGGAUGAUCCCAGGUCAAUGUGCUUCAUUUAUGAAUCAACGUGAGGCCGGCUCUUGCAAUGUACGUUCCG
Molecule: messenger RNA, 2641 nt
Organism: Ectocarpus sp. CCAP 1310/34
Lineage: Eukaryota; Phaeophyceae; Ectocarpales; Ectocarpaceae
Source: the annotation of a GenBank genome assembly